CCCUUUUUGGAUUGAUAUAAAUUGCAUAUUUAGUGUGCGAUUGAGCAACAGUUGACUAGUGGAUCUCGUACUAUCCAGGAUGAAGUGGCUAAUGUACUUGGGCUUGCUGGUGCUCCUUUUGCUGAUCGACAAUGUUUGGGGCGCCGAUAACGAAGACCUGGUGGUGGCUCCUUCCCCCAAUGAUGAUCGCGAGGGUGAGGACGAUAUCUCAAUGUAUGACAUGUACAACAACACCGACAUCAAUAUAUGCGCCAACGUUGUUAAUGGCACCUACCUGCCGUAUAUCGGCAACUGUAACUCCUGGAUCGAGUGCGAGAAUGAGUCCAUUAAGGAAAUUGGAAAAUGCUUAGGUGCCAACUCUACAUUCUUCGACCCGAGGUUUCAGGUGUGCACCUAUGAGAGUGAGGCGCAGUGCUUGCCCACCUGCUCUGCAAAUUCGCUGAGCAGCUUCUGCUAUGACAAAACCUGCACCAAGUAUGUCCUCUGCUACUAUGGGCGUCCGGUUCUGAGGCAAUGCCACGACGGCCUCCAGUACAACAACGUGACGGAUCGCUGCGACUUCCCCGAGUACGUGGAUUGUGUGGCCAACGAUUGCUCGGUUACAGUACAGCCCGACGACAUCAUUUACCUGAAAAGCAAAGCCAGGUGCGACAAGUACUUCAUCUGCUCCAAUGGCUGGCCAUGGGAGCAGGAGUGCUCGCCCGGUCUCUACUACAAUCCCGAGUGCAAGUGCUGUGACUUUGCCAAGAACGUCAACUGUACCAAUAAUGCAGUGGUUCGGAACAUUCAGCCCUAUUACCGGUCGCCUCUGCGCCGCGCCGACAUCGAGUGCCCCUCUGCGGGUGUCCAUUUUUAUCCGCACAAGUUCCGCCAGGACAACUACUACUACUGUGUGGAUGGCCAUGGCCUGACCCUGGACUGUACUCCGGGUCUACACUUUGACCCAAAGGUUAUGGAGUGCCGCGAGCCGAAGUUCGUUGGCUCCUAAAAAUAAACGAUGCUAGUUUUUCGCUUUG
This is a messenger RNA of Drosophila obscura, 1016 nucleotides long. RefSeq names its product probable chitinase 10. The transcript is spliced from 4 exons. The record is from RefSeq and is a predicted model, not a curated record. Bases 80 to 988 code for a protein of 302 amino acids. Gene Ontology annotation, cellular component: extracellular region. NCBI's taxonomy places the organism in Eukaryota, Metazoa, Arthropoda, Insecta, Diptera, Drosophilidae. Gene Ontology annotation, molecular function: chitin binding.